AUGGACUCGGAUCCAGCACUCAGCGACCUGGCGGACGGCCCGAUGGGUUCCCAACCGAUGUCCGAGCAGCUGGACUCGCAUUCGCAGGCCUCGACCCGCGACUCCAUCUCCAGCUUUAGCAGCACCCCCGCCCGCUCCCUCGGCGCCAGCAAGAAAGCUGUCACCCCGAUACCCGCCAACCUCCUCCCGUCCGCGCCCGCCUCACCCCCAACCCCAGCGCCUAGUCCCACGCCGCAUCAGCGUCCACCCAACUGGCAUUCAUCUGAUGAGGAGGAAAAUACGUUCCUGCUGAACUUGCGCAUCCACUUUAGUACCCUAUCCAACGCCCGCAAGCAGAAACUCCUCGAGGGUCUUCUCGAUGUAUGCGACAAUCAGCAGUUGAGCUUCGUUUCUAGUUAUGUGGGGCCCCGUUUACGAAAGGAUCCGUUUCAAGUUUGUCCGAAUGAGUUGUGUUUGAGGAUUCUGUCCUUCAUUGAUGAUCCGAAGACUCUCGCCCGAGCAUCGCAAGUUUCAAGACGCUGGCGCGAACUGCUCAACGACGACAUCACCUGGAAGAACCUCUGCGAAAAACAUGCCUACUCGGUGCGGCGCAUCUCAGAGGACGACGAUCUUGACCCGUUCACCGCUCGUUCCGUCGAGUCGGACCCCUGCUCAACUCCUAGCUCGCGCGAUUCAACUAACCUUCAGCGACGGCUCACUGCGUCCACUGAGUUAACUGCUGUUGAAAGCGCCCCUGGAUUACCCCGCACGCUCUCAGGAGAAUGGUUGCCGCCGACCAGCUUCCCAUCCCGCCGACGUCGUACCCGACCAGUCUCAUACCGCUCGCAGUUUAAACAAAAGUAUAUGGUGGAGUCUGCCUGGAACAAAGGUGGCAGGUGCACACAGCGCCAUAUCACCCCGGACCAGGGGGUGGUGACCAGCCUGCACCUAACGUCGAAAUAUAUCGUAGUUGCCCUAGACAAUGCCAAGAUCCAUGUAUACGACACCAACGGCGACAACCAAAAGACACUCCAGGGGCACGUGAUGGGAGUAUGGGCCAUGGUUCCUUGGGAUGACAUUUUGGUCAGCGGAGGUUGCGAUCGAGAAGUGCGGGUCUGGAACAUGGCAACAGGAUCUGGGAUCCAUUUACUACGCGGUCACACCUCCACGGUCCGAUGUCUCAAAAUGUCGGAUCGGAAUACCGCCAUCUCGGGUUCUCGGGAUACCACACUCCGCAUCUGGGAUUUAACAACAGGGACAUGUCGGAAUGUGCUGGUUGGGCAUCAGGCCAGCGUGCGCUGUUUGGCCAUUCAUGGUGACCUGGUGGUCUCCGGCAGUUACGAUACGACCGCCCGGAUAUGGAGCAUUUCGCAAGGUCGCUGUCUGCGAACCCUGUCUGGCCAUUUCAGCCAGAUCUACGCCAUCGCUUUUGACGGGCGGCGCAUUGCCACUGGCAGUUUGGAUACGAGCGUCCGCAUCUGGGAUCCACAUUCUGGCCAGUGCCAUGCAAUUUUACAAGGCCACACGUCCCUGGUUGGACAACUCCAGAUGCGCGGCGAUACGUUGGUUACGGGUGGCUCGGACGGUUCGGUCCGCGUAUGGUCCCUCACGAAAAUGGCGCCCAUUCAUCGGCUGGCUGCCCAUGACAAUAGUGUGACUAGCCUACAGUUUGAUAAUACCCGCAUCGUCAGCGGCGGUAGUGACGGUCGUGUUAAGGUGUGGAAUUUGCAGACUGGCCAGCUUCUCCGUGAACUGUCAAGCCCCGCAGAGGCAGUUUGGCGAGUGGCUUUCGAAGAAGAAAAAGCUGUUAUCAUGGCUAGCCGGUCCGGCCGCACUGUCAUGGAAGUAUGUCUAGAUCUUACCAUCCUGUCACUUUUCAUUUUGCUAACCCUGCUUCGUCAGGUCUGGUCAUUCUCUCCACCGCCAGAAGACACUGAAGGUGGCCCUGUUGCUACCAUAGAAAGCGCCUCCAGCACACCAGGUUUGGGCUCUACGGAUAACAACGACCUGACCGUCACCCCACGGCGUCGUACUCUCUUCUCCGAUCCCCCACCGACAAUAUCCUCGGUCAGCGCUACCGACAGCGACCAACCCAUGCCGGACGCGCCCUCAUAA
Messenger RNA from Penicillium macrosclerotiorum, 2094 nucleotides. RefSeq names its product F-box/WD repeat-containing protein. The record is from RefSeq and is a predicted model, not a curated record. Bases 1 to 2094 code for a protein of 697 amino acids. NCBI's taxonomy places the organism in Eukaryota, Fungi, Ascomycota, Eurotiomycetes, Eurotiales, Aspergillaceae. Gene Ontology annotation, molecular function: protein binding. The transcript has 3 exons.